UGUGAAAUUAUUAUUAUGAUGUAAUUAUAUGAAAAAUAAUAAAUAAAGAAAUAAGUCAUAAUAGUUGGCUUUUGAUGCAAAAAAAGCGCAUUGGCUUAGAAAUGGUUAGAAAGAAUGAAACAAUUACAACAGAGAAUAUGGUUGUUUGUUAAGAGAAGAAAAAAGAAGAAGAACCAAAGAAGAAAGAAGAAGAAGAACCAGAGAAGAAAGAAGAAGAAGAAACAUAGUCAGAGGAGUCAGGGGCAGGGGAAAGGGCUACCUAAGGCCACGGGCACGGGCACGGGCACGGGCACGGGCACCCAAGCGCCACAUUUCCAUUUUUCUCUCUAUCUUUUCUAAAAAACAAAAAGAAUAAAGAUACAAUUUUUAACAAAACACUCCUUUGAUCUUGUAUAAUUCCCAAUACCCAUUACCCAAAACAUCCUUAAUCUUAUGUUUAUGGAAUUUUUUUUAAUCAGAUUGAAAGUGGGUAUUGGUGAAUAAAGGAGAAUUUUGUAUUUGUUAUUGUUAUCAAUUUUAAUAAUAUAAAUAAUUGAAAUUUAAAUAAUUAAAAAAAAUGAGAAAUAAUAGGGAACAAGGUUGGAGAUGCUCUUCCCAUGGUAAGAAUACAGCUAUAGCUCCUCCAAAGCCCAAUCUUCAUCGCCUCUACCAAGUUUGGAAGGGUAACAAUAAAUUCAUGUGUGGUGGAAGAUUAGUCUUCGGCCACGAUGCUGGAUCAUUGUUCUUAACAACAUUCUUAAUUGGAGGUCCUGCCAUAACAUUCUGCAUAAGAAUGAUUGUGAUGAGCAAAGGACAAAAUCCAUUCUUUUUCUACCCUGUACUAAUUGGAGGGAUUGUCCUCACUCUUUUGGUUUUUUGUUUUCUGUUCCUAACAUCGGGUCGAGAUCCAGGAAUAAUCCCAAGGAACACACAACCACCUGAUUCAGAAGAGACAUUUGAAAGUACCCCAUCAAUGGAAUGGGUGAAUGCUAGAGUCUCUAAUCUAAAAAUACCCCGAAUAAAGGACAUGAAAGUAAACGGUCAAACAAUAAAGGUGAAAUUCUGCGACACAUGUUUGCUAUAUCGUCCACCACGAGCUUCUCAUUGUUCAAUUUGCAACAACUGUGUUCAGAAGUUUGAUCAUCACUGUCCAUGGGUUGGCCAGUGCAUUGGAUUGCGCAAUUAUCCUUACUUCAUAAUGUUCAUAUCAACAUCAACCAUUAUGUGCAUAUAUGUAUUUGUGUUUUCCUGGAUCAGCAUUCUUCGAGAGCGAUCCAACAUUUGGGUUGUCAUGUCUCGUGAUAUCUUAUCGGUUAUCCUCAUAGUGUAUUGCUUUAUCGUCGUCUGGUUUGUUGGUGGACUUACAUUUUUCCAUUUCUAUCUUAUUUGCACUAAUCAGACAACAUAUGAGAAUUUCAGGUAUCGAUAUGAUAAGAAGAAGAACCCUUUUAACAAGGGGAUAUUUGGUAACCUUAAAGAAGUCAUGUGCACUAGGAUCCCACCUUCAAUGAUAAAUUUCCGAGCAUGGGUGACAGAAGAGGAUGAUGCACUUUCAGAAUCCGUUACCACAACAAGCGAGAGAGAGUUUACUGAAUCGUUGAAAGACAUAGAAACGGGAAAUAAAUUUAACAAGGAUGAUGGUAAAGAACUUCCAUUUAUUUUGCAGGAUUUGGAUUACAGUGCUCUACAUGAUAACAUUAAGAAGAAGAAGUUGAAUUCUGGUUCUAUACCUAUAAUAGGUCAAGAACUACAUCCACAGUGGAGUUCUGCUGUUGGAAGUAGUACUAGCUAUAAUUACAGGACAAAAGAAACCUCCAUUAGCUAACAUAUUGCUGAUUUUCAAGGGAAAAAAAAGAGGCUUAGUUCUUCAAAGAGGACAUGUAAUGCCAUGUUAGACAGAUUGAAAAACAACAGCUUUGAUGGCUUGAUGAACUGAAACUAAAGAGGAAUUAAUGCAUUCAAGAUGAAACUCAUGUAAUUAUAUGUAUUUAUAUAUGUAUAUGUAUGUAUAUAUUAUAUGUAGUGCAUUAAAAAAAUAAUAGUUGAAAAAUGAUAAACAAGCACUAUGUGUUCUACUCUUCUAUUAUUGUCUUCAAAUUUUUUAAUCUUAUUUUCUACUUUAAUAUUCAAUAUUGAGAAUGCUCAUUGAAUUGGAAUAAGUUUGGCAGCAGAUCACAAAAUCUUGGUGAUCUUCUCUAUCUAAUGAAUGGGGAUUCCGCUUUGAAAUCGUCCGCCCUGCACCCACCCCCGAGUAUAUGCUUCAGCAGGAAUCACACAAGGGUAGAUCGAUACAAUAGAAAAAGAUGGUAAAAUGCCCAACCCAGCAGACAAAGUACAUUACAUAGUCCGUUUUAGGGAUUGGCGACUUACCCAUUUAGUGACUUUGGCGCUGGACGUUCCGAAAAUAGGUACUAUCAGGUCGAGUGAAUUCAGUAAUAGACGUCUGUUGGUAUUCCAACUUCCCUUCUCCUUUCAGGGCCUAUCCGAAAGAGAUUCUUGGUCGUGAAUAUCUGAAUAGGAUGGUCAAUUUUUUUUUUUUUGGUCAAUUAAAUUUGUGCCAAAGCUGAAAUUAACAGAUUCAUGUAAUAUUUCGCCAACUAAUAAUUUUGUAGUAUUUUUACCAAAUAAGAUUGUAGUAUUCCACUUUGUUAUAUUUGGAUAAGUUUGUUGGUUG
Messenger RNA from Cannabis sativa, 2653 nucleotides. Its product is annotated as probable protein S-acyltransferase 1. The record is from RefSeq and is a predicted model, not a curated record. Gene Ontology annotation, biological process: peptidyl-L-cysteine S-palmitoylation; protein targeting to membrane. NCBI's taxonomy places the organism in Eukaryota, Viridiplantae, Streptophyta, Magnoliopsida, Rosales, Cannabaceae. The transcript is spliced from 6 exons. Bases 557 to 1804 code for a protein of 415 amino acids. Gene Ontology annotation, cellular component: endoplasmic reticulum; Golgi apparatus. Gene Ontology annotation, molecular function: protein-cysteine S-palmitoyltransferase activity.